AGUAGAAGCCACGCCCCUCAAAUACCCGAUAGCCAGUGAGUUCUUAGACUAGUACGGCCGUCUGUUGGAGCACAGCCAAAGAUAUACUCUAUGCCAUACAGUUUUACCCACUGACACCCAUCUGACAGAGCAUUUAAUGAACGAACGAAUAUAGAAGUGCCCAAUAAAUGUAAGAAGUUCAGAUCACCAUAAAGAAUCAGAAAACACCAUGACCAAGUCAAUAGUUAUUGAGUUUGACAACCCGUCUGCUGUUUUCUUCUCUGGACAGACUGUAACAGGUCGCAUAAUUGUAUCCCUGAGCAACCCAACAUCCUGUAGGGGCAUUGAAGUGAAUUUCAAAGGAUCUGGAAAAGUUCGUUGGAGUGAGGAAAGAAGUGUUCAGAGAGAUGGCCAGAGCCAGACAGAAACGGUGACUUAUAGUAGUGAGGAGAAGUAUUACUCCAUGGAAUAUCGUGUAUGGGGAAAUGGUGAGAAAAAUGAACUCCCACCAGGAACCCACCAGUUCAAUUUUGCCUUCCUUCUCCCAAAUGGAAUUCCAUCUUCAUUUGAGUCAAGAAUCGGCCAAGUGCGACAUCGCUGCGAAGCCAAAAUGGACAUUCCCUGGGGCAUAGACAAGAAAGCUAAGAGGCCAUACUCAGUGAACACUCUCUUGGAUUUAAACAUAAAUCCCCAGGCUCAAAUGCCGAUUGAGUAUAAUGAGCACAAGUACCUCUGCUGUUUCUGGUGUAGGAGUGGCCCUCUGUCCAUGGUUGUCCGCAUCCCCCGCUCAGGCUAUGUGCCUGGCCAGAAGAUCUUGCUCAAUGCAGAGUGUUCCAACAUGACCAGGAACAAAGUCUCCUACAGCAAGGCUACACUUAAACAGACAUUGAAAUUUUAUGCAGAGGGCCACACAAAGACUGACAGCCGUGUAGUUGCUGAGCUUAAGAGGGGUGAAAUAGCAGCAGGAGAAGAUGACAUUUGGUCGGGAGUGGAGAUGCUUGUCCCGCCUUUGCCACCCUCGAAUUUGGAGUUCUGUAGAAUAAUUGACAUUGAUUAUACACUAGAGUUCUAUUUGUCUCCAAGUGGCUGCCAUGGAAACCUUUCCCACACAGCUCCCAUAAUCAUUGGAUCAAUUCCUCUUCAAGAGAAUUUUGGUAUAUUUGCUCCAGCUGCUGGCUACUGGAACCAGCCUACAGCACCUGGAUUUGCUCCACCAGGGAUGCCACCUCAACCCUCAGCACCAGGGUUUGGGGUUCCAGGGAUGCCACCUCAACCCUCAGCACCAGGGUUUGGGGUUCCAGGGAUGCCACCUCAACCCUCAGCACCAGGGUUUGUGGAUCCAGGGAUGCCAGUUCAGCCUUCUGCACCUGGCUUUGUGGCCCCACCAGGAAUGCCAGGUCAACCUAUGGCUGGUUUUGUGCCUCCACCAGGUCAGAUGCCUUCACCAGCCUACCCAGGAGUGCCGCCAACAGCACCUCAAAUGAACUAUAUGUUCCCAGGGAUCCAGCAGUAUCCCAACUUGCCUCCACCUGCAUACAAUCAGUGCAUGUUUGGUCACAGUAAAUUCCAUGGUGAUAGCAGUGACGAGGAUGGAGAUUUUGCACCUUCUUACAUUUCAUACAACCUUGGUGGCUCCAGUAGUGCAGCUGGUUUGGUCUCAGGGGCCUUGGUUGGAAGCGCCAUGACGAAAAGAGGAAGCCGAAGCAGUAGCUCGAGCAGGUCUCAUUCUAGCCAUGGAGAAGCAGCUCCUCUUGUUUAUCAUGAUUCAGGAACAGACCAUGAAGUACAUGUGCAUGAAAAUGUGGAAGUGCAUGAACAUCAACAUAUUCAUGUACAUGUUAAUAAGGAUGAUGGAUCUGACCAUGAAUCACACAAGAGCAGCAGUAGCAGCAGUAGCAGCAGUGAUGAGGAGGAAGAACGUGAAGAAGAACAAGCAGAAGAGGAGCAGCAAGAAGAACCAGAAGAGGAACCAGAAGAGGAACCCGAAGAGGAACCCGAAGAGGAACCCGAAGAAGAACCCGAAGAAGAACCAGAGGAAGAGGAGGAAGAAUAAUGUGUAAAGGAUUUCUUGAGGCAAUGGUUAAAAAGUAGAUCAUUCACUUCUAUUUGUUGGAUUUGCUUUAUGUUAUUGAACCUUAAGGAGGGUAUAUAUUAUACCCUGUUAAUAUUAGUAAGCAGUCAUGUGCUCUGUUAUUAUGGGCUGCAUCAGUUAUGGAUAUGUGUGUGCAUGCAUGUAAACAAUACAUAAUGCUCAUGUAUUAUUUUUCAUAUUUUUCUUAUUGUAUGACAUACUCAAUAUAAUGCAGGUUUAAUAAUGAAAUAAGUAUUCGUGGUAUAAUAAAAAAAAAAUGAUGGAUUAGGUUUUAAUAUAAAACUCUUACACAUAUUAUAAUGUUGUAAGACCCUGAUUUUGGAUCUUUUAAUUUGUUUAAAUUCUAUCCUCUCAGGUUAAUAAUUGUCUGUGGAUUGUUAAAUAAGCUUUUAAAGGAGUUUGUACAUCCAUGAAAUAAUUUAACUAAAUAAUAUUGCCAUAACUUUUCAGCAUGAGCUAGCAGAAAAAAUGUGGUGAUUACAAGACACAAAUUCAUACCCUGGGUUUCCUGGAUAUGUGUAAUGUAGGAUGUGAUGAAUUUCAGCAGUGCAUUGUGAUGAGUAACUAUAGGAUUUUUUUUUACUCACGCCAGACUUUGAAGAAGGAACCAGAUACAGCCCAAGUUAUCUCAAAGUAUUCCAUAGUUGGGGGCUGCAUAAGAGAAACAGAGGCAUAGUAUACACACUAGCAGGCAUAUGGUGAAGGACAUACUUAGUUUUUUGCAGUGUGGAGGUAGAGGGAAGGGAUUUUAUGAAAAUUAAUGAAUAGGUAGUAGGGUUUUGUUUGCAAACACUAGACAGAGGUUCUUGAUAGAUAAUGUAAAUUCAAACUCAUCUCCUCUAAUAAAUGCAUUUUCCUCUGUUACAGAAUCUGAAAUCAACUAUACUCUCUUGUAAUGUCUAUCAUGACUUAGGCAAAGUUUAUAACACACUGUUCUGCUCCAGAUUAUGCAUAUCAAUCAGGAGUUCUAAUAAACAAUUGUUGUCUUGAUUCAUUCAGGUGCUGUGGCCCAGUUACUUCCAUAUAUUCACUCUUCAAAAUGCUGUAAUUCUACAGGUCUCAUUAUUUAUUUUUUUUUAUAUAAAAUCCUUAACCCACUGGUGACGGGUGAAGAAAACCUCUACGCUCUGGCGAUCAAUGGCAGUGCGCUGACUUUGUGCGCAGGAGUUCGGUACAUUAGGCCGAAUCACUGGCUCGCUUUGGCGCACCACUGUGGCGUACAGUCGUGGUUUGUUUUCACUCCUGUAGGCAUCACCCGUUGUGAAGGGGAUAAAAUAUUUUGUUGUUACCUUCAUGUGUGUCACAUGUUAUUUAGUUUUUAGUUCAUCUGGAGCUGUUAAGAUGAGAUAUUUUAUCCCUGACUGAUUAGUUAAAUAAAAAAAUAAAUGCUAAUUUCUUCCAUGGACCAUAUACUAUACAUUUUUAUAUAUGAUAGAACAAUGAAAAUGAUGGUAAUUAUUUCUUAAAAUAUUAUCAUAAUUAACUUUUGUGAUAAUACAUGAAAUCAGGAAUACAUUUUUGUAUUAAGCUUUUUUUGAUCUUCUGGCAAAGUAGGGAUUAUUUUUGUCUUUAGAGAAAGUAAAUAGAUUUGCUUAAAUGCUUCUGUGGAUUGAAAAAUGCAUUCAGGUUGUUUGUACAGUAUGCAGCAGGUUCAAAGAAUACAUGCUUCAAAAUUUAUAAUUUCUUGUAUUCCUUAACCCAUUGUGCUUUUUUGCAAUAGACCAUGAUUUUUGUCCAAAAAUGUGCUGUAAGUACAGACUUUAUGUUAGUCUGAUAUUAUCUUUCGGCUCUUAUAUUAUUUUAUACCUAAAUGCAUUUUAUACUUCAAUAUAUUAGAAUCAAAGUUUUAGAGAACUCAAGGAAAUGAGUUCAGCCAUUGUCCAACUUACCUUUGCUGACUUUGAAAAAAAAAUCCUUCAUGAAUCACAGAAUUAUGCUAAAAGUGAUGAAUAGGAUCCUAUAUUGUAGAUUACACUUUUUACUAGGUUGUAGAAUAAAACUUUAACAGGUGAAUUAAAUGCAUUGCAGAAAUAAGUAGAAAAGGACACUGUUUGUUCCUUUUUUAUUUAAAGGAGACUGAUUUUUUAUGCACAAUUUGCCUUAUUUUUACAGUAUUAGUACUUCUGAUAAACUUAAAAUUACUAUGCAUUUACUGUUAUUGUUGAUAUACUCAUGCAUGAUAAUUUCACUGCUGUGUGUGGCUUUAGUAGACUAAUGAUUAGUAAACUGAUGAAAAGAGAUACUAAUUUGAUUGAAGAUUCUUCUGUAAUAUGCACAAGUUAACCCAAUGUCAGCAGGUUUAUUUAUGGUCCACUUUAGAUUUUAGUGAGUUUUGUUUCACACAGAUGCCUCAAAUGUCCUUAGCAGCAAGGAGUCUUAUCAGUUGGCCCUGGUGACAGAUCCUGAUUUCCCCAUUCCUUGAAUUGGUGGGAAAAUGUUUUUUUUUUUCUUUCUUUCCAAUACUAUUGAUACCCAAUAUUGACAUUGUUGUCAGUCUUAUUGAUAUUAUGAUUAUUGAAUUGUUAUUAGGAUGUUAAUAACAUCAAAUAAAAUGAUAGGAGUGAAGCUUUCAAAUGAUGAAGGAAAACGGUAAACAGAUGACUAGUAGACUAAUAGCUGACUCCUUGGUGACUUAGCACCUGUAGAGCCAUCUGUGUGUAAAGACAAUAUACAAAACUUUUAUUACAGUGGGCAUGACGUUUUUGUCUUGCCACCUGCAAUCAAUGGCUUAAGAGAUUCCAAAAGAUGCUAAAAUUUACACUUAGCCUACUGAAUAAAAUGGGUUAACAUAACCUGA
Molecule: messenger RNA, 4868 nt
Organism: Penaeus indicus
Lineage: Eukaryota; Metazoa; Arthropoda; Malacostraca; Decapoda; Penaeidae
Product: arrestin domain-containing protein 3-like
Exons: 11
Coding region: 209-2032 (607 amino acids)
Biological process (GO): protein transport
Cellular component (GO): cytoplasm
Source: RefSeq, a predicted model, not a curated record